Messenger RNA from Theobroma umbraticum, 3041 nucleotides. NCBI's taxonomy places the organism in Eukaryota, Viridiplantae, Streptophyta, Magnoliopsida, Malvales, Malvaceae. The record is from RefSeq and is a predicted model, not a curated record.
UUUUUGUAGAUUAAAAUUUUUUUAAUAAUUUUAUUUUUUUGAUAUUUGCAUUUGCAAUCUAAAAUCCUUUUGACUUAAAAAAAUAAAAUCCAGAGGGGAAGAUGUUUGGGACCCACAGCAGCACAGCUGACGUCACUACCCUUACGGGUCAGCAUCCUUGCAUCCUCAACUUACGGACACGACACAUGGAAGCGACUUACUUGUUCGACGUAAUGCCUCACUAACAACGGAAGCCAAGCCAUCGUCGCCAGAUUUCCCAAAGGAACAGGAAAGAUUUUUGAGGCACGACUGAUAGUAUUGAGAGGAGGAGCUAAAGAAUAGAGAAGUCUGAGAGAGAUGUGGAGGCGCGUGGCUUCGCUUUCUUCCGUGAUCUCAUCUUCGAAUUCGUCCUUUUUUCGCCAGGCCGCAGGCAGGUUCACCAUAUGGGAAUCAUUAACGACAGGGAUCGCCCAACAGGCAAAAGGUGUAUCCAAAGAGAAAACUCCAUUCAUAACAUUUGUCCUAGGUGGUCCUGGUAGUGGGAAAGGUACGCAAUGUAUAAAGAUUGUGGAGACCUUUGGGUUCACACAUUUGAGUGCAGGAGAUUUGUUAAGGCGGGAAAUAGCUUCUAACAGUGCGGAUGGUGCCAUGAUUCUUAACACGAUUAAAGAAGGAAAAAUUGUCCCUUCAGAAGUGACAGUCAAACUGAUACAGAAGGAGAUGGAAUCAAAUGACAAUCACAAGUUUCUCAUUGAUGGUUUCCCACGAAGUGAGGAGAACCGAAUAGCAUUUGAACGAAUUAUUGGAGCAGAGCCAAAUAUUGUACUUUUCUUUGAUUGUCCAGAAGAAGAGAUGGUGAAACGGGUGCUGAAUCGUAAUCAGGGCCGAGUUGAUGACAACAUAGAUACAGUUAGAAAACGCCUUAAAGUUUUUGAGGCAUUAAAUCUUCCAGUCAUUAACUACUACUCUCAGAGAGGAAAACUUUAUACGAUAAAUGCAGUAGGAACAGUGAAUGAAAUUUUUGAACAAGUCCUUCCAGUGUUUACUGCCUCUGAGCUGACCUUCAAAAUUUCUAGUCCUCCAUUUUUGCCCGCUCUUCCUUCUACAACAAUGGUUGCCCUUUUGCGACCACCGAGCCUCCACUUAGUUUCGUUGACUCUCCGCUGCUCCUCCACAAGCAAGAAAAGCGAAAAACAGAAACAGCUAAAACUAAAACAGAUUCACCAGAGCAAUAGUACUGCCCUCCCUUUCCGAAAAUCAUCCCCAACCCCACUCUUAAUCAACCAUAAACCCUUCACCCAAACCAAACUCCAGGCCCUGGACGCCGUCGUUAAAGACCUCGAAGCCACAGUCAAAAACGGCAUGAACAUCACUUCCGAAAUAUUCUCUUCCCUGUUAGAAACAUGUUACCAGUUGAAAUCCAUUGACCACGGCAUUAAAAUCCACAAUCUUGUUCCCAAAACCCUAUUACGUAAAAACACAGGCAUUUCUUCGAAACUUGUGAGGUUGUACGCAUCCUGUGGACACAUCGAAAGUGCCCACCAAGUGUUCGAUGAGAUGUCUAAACGUAACGAAUCGGCUUUUCCAUGGAAUUCUCUUAUCUCAGGAUACGCGGAAUUGGGACAAUAUGAAGAUGCCUUGGCACUUUACUUUCAAAUGGAGGAAGAAGGUGUUGAACCUGAUCGGUACACGUUCCCUCGCGCGUUGAAAGCUUGCGCGGGACUUGGGUUGAUUCAAAUUGGGGAGGCGGUUCACCGUGAUUUGGUGCGUAAGGGUUUCGGGAAUGAUGGGUUUGUGCUCAAUGCUCUUGUUGAUAUGUAUGCAAAAUGUGGUGACGUUGUUAAGGCUAGGCGGGUUUUUGAUAACAUUGCUUGUAAGGAUACAGUCUCGUGGAAUUCUAUGUUGACGGGUUAUAUUCGUCACGGCUUAUUAGUUGAGGCAUCGGAGGUUUUCCGUGGGAUGAUUCGAGAGGGAUAUGAGCCUGACCCUGUUGCUAUAUCGACAAUUCUGUCUGGUGUUUGGUCAUUGAAGAUUGUGCUGCAGAUUCACGGGUGGAUUCUUAGGCGAGGAAUUGAGUGGAACUUGUCUGUUGUCAAUGCUUUAGUUGUUGUAUAUUCUAAUCAUGGGAAGUUAGAUCGAGCAAGCUGGUUGUUUCGCCAGAUGCCUGAGCGGGAUGUUGUGUCGUGGAAUGCAAUAAUCUCUGGUCAUUCUAAACGCCCAGAAGCUCUGGUGUUCUUUGAACAAAUGGUGAGUGGUGGUACUCUACCUGAUAGUAUCACGUUUGUGGCAAUACUAUCUGCUUGUGCUCACUUGGGUUUUGUUAAGGAUGGGGAGCAGUUGUUUUCGUUAAUGAGAAAGAAGUAUGCCAUAAACCCGAUAAUGGAACACUAUGCUUGUAUGGUAAAUCUUUAUGGGAGAGCAGGGCUGAUUGAUGAGGCUUUUAACUUGAUAGUGGAGAGGAUGGAGUUUGAGGCCGGGCCAACCGUGUGGGGAGCAUUACUUUAUUCCUGUUCUGUUCAUGGACAUAUAGAUAUAGGAGAGAUUGCUGCUCAAAAUCUUUUUGAGCUAGAGCCAGAUAAUGAGCAUAAUUUUGAGCUCUUGAUGAAGAUUUAUGGCAAUGCAGGUAGGUUGGAGGACGUGGAAAGGGUGAGAAAAAUGAUGUUGGACAGAGGAUUGUAUGCUUUUUCUCCGUUACAAAGUUGUUUCUGAUAUUGAUAAAUCAAGCUGAAGUUCACGUUAAGAAAUUAAUUGGUAAAGCUUCUAGGAGAUGGCUUUAGUUCUUAACUGUGCCAUCUGCAUAUGAAUUUAAUUUAAAAUUCAAGCAAAUCAUGUCGUAUGGAUGAGAUUACAGAGAGCUUGCAGCUAUCUACCUCCGCCUUCUGCAAUGCUGGGGAAGACUCCUUCCAGAGCACCAACAUAUAUAAGAGAAACAAGAAACCUCUAGGCAAGUAAUGGAGGAUAUGGUUCUACAAAGAAACUUCAGUUAUGUUACCUUAGAGUGUUAAUAUUCAAAACGAUCUGUAAGUAUCAAAUCCUUAUAAAUAACCUUCGGUUUAAAAAAA